Molecule: messenger RNA, 865 nt
Organism: Hyposmocoma kahamanoa
Lineage: Eukaryota; Metazoa; Arthropoda; Insecta; Lepidoptera; Cosmopterigidae
Exons: 5
Coding region: 234-686 (150 amino acids)
Source: RefSeq, a predicted model, not a curated record
GUGUUCAUAUGUAUUUGAGCCUCUAGACUACGUCUAUGUUAAUAAAUUAACCGAGCAAUGUUUGUACUGUUAUUGUGCUUGUGAAGGAUCAACGAACAAUGGGAAUCAACUUUUUUAGACAACCAUUAGACAAGUUUGAAUAGUCUACAAGUUCCAGCUCCAACUAUAAUCGAAAAGGCUGAAAACAUUUUCAAACGUCGAAGUGAAUCGUAUGCAGUAAAUCGAGACCUCCAAUGAACACUACGCUAACUCGAAAAUUGCUUAUAAUCCUGCUAGCACUAUUGAUCGGUGUGUUAUACUGCAUCCACCUUCUGGUAAAAGAUUACCAAGCCUUGCAAGCGCCUAAACUGCUACGGAUGUUGUUCAAAAGGGAUGUCAACUUACAAAAGACGAGACCAAACGUAAGAUGGAGAAAGAUAUUACAGCAUGACACAAUACAAUGUACACGGCUGCUCUUCUGUGAUCUUGGAGUACGCCCUCCAGAUACUGAAGUUCGAAGAGGUUUCGUAUUCAUGUUAACAUUGAACCCACACGAAGAAGACAGCUCGUCUCAAACAGAAUUCCAGAAAGCAUACAGAUUCGGGAAAUUAGGCGAAGAGAACUGUAGGCGAGAAUAUCCCAUGUGCCCUUUUAAAGCCUCUCUUUUGUUCGAACUAGUACAGUAUCUACUUCAUACGAACGUAUAAUUAUGAAAUAUGAAUAGGUAACAGUUGAAUAAUACAACCAAGUAAAGGUUAUUCAGCGAACUUAAAUGUUAGAUGUUUAUUAAAAUUAUACAAUAUUAUAAUUAGAAACAUUUGCCAGUAUUGAAAACAUUUUGACGAUCUUUGUAAAGAAACAUUUAUUUUAUAUUUUCAAAUAACAU